Sciurus carolinensis (gray squirrel) is the source of this 2628-nucleotide messenger RNA. It is a transcript of the gene Tmem233, whose product is annotated as transmembrane protein 233. The record is from RefSeq and is a predicted model, not a curated record. NCBI's taxonomy places the organism in Eukaryota, Metazoa, Chordata, Mammalia, Rodentia, Sciuridae. Bases 47 to 451 code for a protein of 134 amino acids. The transcript is spliced from 3 exons. Gene Ontology annotation, cellular component: membrane.
CACAUCUCCCUGGAGCCCCGCGCCGCUGGCUUUUCAGAGCCUCACCAUGAGCGGGCAGACAGAGCCCCAGACCGCGCCAACGGUGCGCCCCUCCGUCCUCCCUGAGCCGCCGACUUUGCCCAUGUCUCAGUACGCCCCCAGCUCGGACUUCAAGGGGCCUUUGGACAGUAGCCCCGAGGCCAACGCCGAAGAUGAAAAGACGGAGGAGGACAUGCCCAUGCCCAAGAACUACCUGUGGCUCGCCAUCGUCUCGUGUUUCUGCCCCGCGUACCCCAUCAACAUCGUGGCUUUGGUCUUCUCCAUCAUGUCCCUGAACAGCUACAACGACGGAGACUUGGAAGGAGCCAGGCGGCUGGGGAGGAACGCCAAGUGGGUGGCCAUCGCGUCCAUCGUCAUCGGCCUCCUCAUCAUCGGCAUUUCUUGCGUCGUGCACUUCACGAGGAACUCCUGAGGAGCCUGCGGCCAGCUGCAAGCGGGGAGGAUGGUCCUCAUCCCCACAUACCCCAAGGAAGUGGCUGAGGAAUGGAUCCCCAUCUUUGGACUAUGAGAUCCCUUCCUCUAGGACUCUCCAGAGGCAGGUCCCUGGCAAAUGAACACAGAAAGUCCAAAAUUUAGUAACCCAAGCAGCGCAGCCACAACAGCCAAAGUGAUUGAUCUGUUUAAAAAGAAAAAGAAGAGGAAGAAGAAGAAGAAAAUGAAGCCUCCCCUUCUCUGCCGAGCAAAGCUUUGUGUCCAUUCCUCCUCUCUAGAGCUGAUCUCCAGAAAUCUCGCGGCUUCUCAUGGGGUGGGGAGGCCUGAACUGGGGGCAGCGGAAGGGUGUCAGGAAGAGCAGAGGGUGCUGGAGUCCCUGCGGCAUGCUUCAAGCUGUCUAAUACAGUUGAAUUUGUGCAGUUUUGCACCUUCAUUUUUUUGGUAUAGGUUCACUUCUGUCUUCAGUCACUCCUUCUCCACCGGCGCCCCCCAGAGUUGCCCCUUCCAACCAGCAAACACUUGAAAACCUUCUGGCCUUUGGGUUGGACCCUCAAUUUUCCCAGCAACCCCUCUGUCUUGCCUGCACCUCCUGGGUCAACCUGACCCAUCCUCAGUCUUCCCUCCUGGACUUCCCGCCAAUGCUAAGUUCACGGCGCCCUCUCCAGCCCACGUUUGGGCGUAAACUGGCUGUGUUUAUGAAGUGCGGUCUUUCGCGAUCUCUUUUGAGUUGGAGGUCACAGGCAAGCUCUUUGAUUUUCCUGGAUGCCACCCGGAUAUGCCACCCCCUUGUAUUUAUUUCUUCUCUGUCAAACGUAAACUAAACCCUUUAGUUGAGAAUAUACCGGCUUUGCUUAUUUAUUUAUUAUUUAGAGACAGGGUCUCAGUACGUUGCUGAGCGCCUCACCAAGUGGCUGAGGCUGGCUUUGAACUCCCCAUCCUCCUUCCUCAGCCUCCAGAGUCGCUGGGAUUAUAGGCCUGGGCCACCAGGCCCCAGCUCUUACUGGUUUUGUGACGCCGUGACUCUGCCUGUGGGAACGUGCUAAUGGCGUUUUACAGAAAGGCGUGGCAUGUACCACAGGCGGCACGUUUCUGAGCAGUUUAGAGAUGUACGGUUAAGUAAUAUCGCCUCACAAAGGAUGUUCCCCCUUUUCUUUUUCAAACCUGAUCACAGCAAGGAGAAAGUCUCAAUUUUGUGCUAGUGGGUCCUUGACACUUUCCUGACCCCACACCUCUUUGUCCUUUUUAACAAAGAAAGAGCAGCCCUUAGGUUCAGUCUUCUGUCUAGAUAGCAUUCAACAGUAUUAUUUUGUUUUUAUGGUAUUUAUUUAUUAUCUUCCAUUUAUGGCUCUGCAUCGAUGGAUGUGUUAUUUCGGUUCAAAUAAAUUUACUUAAGCAAGGGAACUCAAAGACAAAUAUUAGGUAAUUAACAGAAUAGUUGAGAUAUAUAUAUAUAUAUAUAUCGAUAUAUAUGUAUAUAUAUGGCAAAUUUCAAAAACUUAUAUUCGAAAUACAGUGAUAAUGAAUUUUCCAGAACAAAAGAAAAGGCAGUGGGUUUUAAUCAAAAGGAUAAGAGACUAAAAGUCAAAAUAUUUAUUUCAAUGCCUUAUUAUUAUUAUUAUUAUUAUGGGGUUUUUUUUUGCCACUAACUGGCUAUGCAGGCUGAUGUUAGGCAAGUUUCUUAGACUCUUUCUGCCUCACGUUCCUUCCUCUGGAAAAUGCAGAUAAGAACGCCUGCCUGCUCACCUCACUAUGUUACAAAAAUCAACCACCAUAAUAGAUGUGCUCCUGGGGAGGAUUCUAUCUGCUCUACCAAUACAAACAGUGAUGCUUAGAUGAUUGUGAAUCUCGGGCAUUUUGUUAAAACACUGGCCCCAGCAAAAAUAAAUAAAUGAAAGUGAGUGGACACCAAGAUUCCACCUGUCAUCUCACCCAGCUGCCUGUCACGAGCCGGCCCUCGUCCCCAGAGGGCCCUGCAUCCGGGACAGGGGUUCUCAGCACACAGGGAUGCUAACUCCAUUCCAGUAGGUCGGAUCCUGAUUUCUGUUUCUCAGAUCCAGUUGUUUGUUUGCCUGUGUUUGGGUCGCUGGUCUUUUCCUCAAAUCCAAUGAAAAUGUUCUUGAGAGACAGAAUAAAAGUGGUUUUAAGUAAGCCCGUUCA